UUACAACAUCUUGAAGUAUUAGAAAAUAAAGGAAUAAUUUCUGAUACUAAUAAAGAAAAAAAAACAAGUAUUCAAAGUGAACUCGCAUCAUCACUAAAAGCUUUAAAUAAAUUAGAAUAUCAUCAAUGGUCUCAACAAAAGUAUAGAUCUCAGAAAAGGCAGAAGCUUCAGCAGAUAAAAAAGCAGCUUAAAGAAGCAGGUUUCAAUAUGCAGCUUGUUAAGCCAACAGUUGAUAGACAGGCUGAUGAAAGAUGGCGUUCAGAAUUAAUAUGGCUAAUUCCAAGACAGCAUAGUAGUGAAGAAGGAAAGCGAUACAUUAAAACGGUGCCAGUGAAGCUUCUAAAGUCUCAAAAUUCAGCAAGAAGAAGCCAUGAUAAUACCCAUUUCUGCACUGCUUUAAUAAAAAAUACAAAAGAAAUGGUAUCAUUAUUGGGUCCCAAAACAGUAACAUAUUCAGAUCCAACGUUUAUAAGAAUUUGUAGUAGCAAACAUGAUAGUAGUACCGCUUACUCUCAUGGCAAAGACUUCGAUGACUUGAUGGUUGAGGAGAAAUUACACAACUUUACUAUGAUGGAUAGCCAGCCUAAACCUGUAGUGGUAAUGAUAAGUGAUGGUGGAUCCGACAAGAAUCCAUGCUAUAGAAAAACAGUUCAGAUGAUAGUAAAUCACUUUAUUAAGUAUGAUCUUGAUACUAUCAUUAUAGCAUGCUAUGCACUAUACCAGAGUGCAUUCAACCUAGUAAAAAGACAAAUGGCAUCCUUAAGCUAUAACUUAGCUGGUAUAAUCCUCUCACAUGAUACCUUUGGAUCACAUUUGGAUGCACAGUUAAAGACAAGUGAUGAGAAAUUGGAAAAACGCAAUUUCAAAGUGGCCAGAGAUGUUUUGACAUUAGUGUGGGAGGAUACAAUUAUCGAUAGUUAUUUGGUACUUGUUAAGUAUGUAGAACCUUCCAAAGAAUCCUACUGCCCAAAUGAAAAAUCAGCAGCUUGGAUGGAAAAACAUGUAAUGACUUGUUAUUAUAUAACUCAAGUUAUAAAGUGUAAUGAUCCAAGCUGCUAUAAACCUUUUCGUAGUGGAAUCAAACAGGUCCUUCCAAAUCACUUUUUUCUACCACUACUUUUGUUCCAACAGAAGCUUCAUAGUAUUUGCACAGCAAGCAUAGGCAUAUCUGAUAAUACAACUUACUUUGGUGGCUUACUUCUCUCUGUAUUAAUGGAAAGAAAGUUAACUUCUCCAGACACAGAUCUAAAGUAUUUUCUCUUUGAUUGA
Dentiscutata erythropus is the source of this 1269-nucleotide messenger RNA. NCBI's taxonomy places the organism in Eukaryota, Fungi, Glomeromycota, Glomeromycetes, Diversisporales, Gigasporaceae. The record is from the annotation of a GenBank genome assembly.